Messenger RNA from Micropterus salmoides (largemouth bass), 3837 nucleotides. RefSeq names its product ena/VASP-like protein. The transcript has a single exon. Bases 545 to 1921 code for a protein of 458 amino acids. The record is from RefSeq and is a predicted model, not a curated record. NCBI's taxonomy places the organism in Eukaryota, Metazoa, Chordata, Actinopteri, Centrarchiformes, Centrarchidae.
UAAACAGACACACCCACACCCAGCUAUAAUAACACACACUCUCUUACACACGCUGCUGUGGAGACCAACAUGAAUUGAAGGCUGAAAUAGCGUUUGCUCCUAGCUACGGAAGCAUUCAAAAGAAAACUGUCAACAACAUAAAAAGUCAUAGCACACUCCAACUGUCAAUAGACAGCUGCGCUGGGGAGCAAAUGGAUAUUUGCUCUGCUUUGUUUGUUUUUUUAUUGAGGGAAAUGGUCACUGUUGGGUCAGGCACACGUUACUUUCCCACAGCAAACAGGUGAAUUCAACAUUAAUAAAUUCCAGAUUUCAGACCUUGAUAUGGUAGGUUCCUGGAGGCAAACAGGCUUUCCCACUGUCGUUUGUGUUAGUGUUUCCCGCCUUAGUUUUAACCACUACUCCCCAGUUUGUAUGACCUUAUGCUUUUUUAUCCAUGCACACAUAUAAAUGUUCAAGUCUGCCCCUUUAAUGCACAUACAGACUUAAACAUCCUCCUUUGUCCCUGCUGUCAGUGGCGAUAUCAGUGCCCCCCUGUCCCUGCAACAUGCUCUACUGCCAUCUCUUUCUUCCAGCUACUGUUGGGGGGAAAUGCCAUAUGCUUUCUGACCAUGGCUCAGUCAUGUUGCAUUCUGCUGCUUGUUUUGCUUUUUAUGAUAUUUUGAUUCUUUCUUAUUUGCUAUUGGCUUCUGUUUUUGGAUUGCUCCUGAUUUUCUCAUCUUUACUUGCUUGGUUGCUCAGUUGGUUGCUUUUCAUUCUUCUCACGUUUUUCUCUUUUCUUUUUUCCUUUGUUUGUUGCCCUCCUUCGUCCUCCUCCUCGUAUGCAUCUCCUCUUUCUUUCUGUCCUCUCUCUGUCUUUCUCUCUCUGCCCGUCACAGUCGUUUCCACUCUCCAAUAUAAAGUCUCCACCCCACCCACCCACCCAGACACUCCUCCUGAGUACAGACAGUACAGGGCUAGCACACUGCCACCCUCCUACGUCCGUGUGGCCUCUUCCUCUCCUCCCUCCUCCGCCUCCUCCUCUCCCUCUCAGGAGAAAGAGGCGGGGGCUGCUAGGGACAAGGCUCAGCUCUCCUCUCAGCUCUCCACCUCACUCGCCUCAGCCUUUUCCCCAGUCCAGGCAGGAGUGACCACCCAGGGCCGACAGGUCCGUCAGAUCCCCCUGUCUCCUCCCACAGCAGCCCGCCACCUACACCUUCAACAACAACUGCAGCAACAAGACAUCAUGCUCCCCCCUAAACACGGCACCUGGUCCGCCUCCCAUUUGCAACAAAUGUACGCCCAGUUGCCCCCUUCCUCCUCCCCUCCAGUUAUGAUGGCCAUGCCUGUGAAGCAGGGUUUGCCCUCACAGCCCGUCCUGCCGAUGGCUCAUCCCCUCCCACCCCUGAGCACUAGGAUGAAGCCCCCACCUCUUGACCCGAGCUCCAUGACAGGCCCUCACCAGUACCCCCAGCACCAGCCCCACCCUCACUCCAACGGCCAGCCAGACAACUCCUACUCUCCUCAUUCUCAGCAUCUGCCACUCACCCCACAGUACUGCGAGGCCGUCCCCAUGCCUCCUCUGAUAGGUCAGAUAGCCCCAGGCCCCGCCCCUAGUCACCAACCCCAGUACGCAUCCACUUUCCACCCUCAGCAGCAACAGCAUCUGCAACAACAACAACAUCAGCAGUUGUUCUACCAACAGGCCCAGCCCCCCACCACUACUACCUCCUCUUCCUCACCCCCCUCUUACACUGCCAUGUCUGAUGGGGGCUCGCCCAAGAAGACCCCCUCCCCCGUCCCCCAGCAGGCCCCCAUGGUCAGCAGCAGUAAGUAUGAGGAGGAGAGAGGAGGAGGUAGUCUCUCAACAGAGGGAUGUUACAUGUGUACUGUGUGUGUGUGUAUGUGUUUGUGUCUCACCCAUAGUGCUACACAAGAACCUUAAAAACACAAAAUGUACCCGCCCAUAAUGCCCUUCACACACAUAGUCCACCCACACAGGUGUUUUCACAUGUUGUCUGAUUAGACCUCUUCUUAGUACUGUGAGCACCACACAUAUAGGGUGAGAAAACUGUUAUCAAUUUUAUAUAGAUAUGGAUAUCUAUGGAUAUCGCUACCCAGUUAACUUAGUAACAGUAAUCUGACUAGAGGUCUAAUCAGCCUGUAUUUGAAAUACGUGUGUGUGUGUGUGUGUGUGUGUGUGUGUGUGUGUGUGUGUGUGUGUGUGUGUGUGCAUAUAGCCUUUAAACUUUUUGAACAGUCUAGAACUCAUUGACACUUUUAUACGUAGUUCUCCAAUUUCAGCACCAUACAGCAGGUAAAUAGGACUUUGACUUGUUGUACCACGAAAAGCACAGCUGUUAUUAGUAACAAUAAAGAUGUCAUGUGUCAGUGGGUCAUGGUAGUGAGCCAGUGUGACCCUGAAACUGAAGCAACUGGAUGGAAUUCAAACAUCAUCAAUUGUUAUUUACACCUGUGCUUUUCUUACAGUGACAUGUCAAAAUGUCUUCUGUGGAAAAGGCCUACAACUCUAAUAUAAAAGCAAGAAACCUAGCAGCUAUUAUGACCCAGUAUGUGAAUGUUUUUGACCAGCCAAGUCAGCCACCUGACUUCAAUCCUGCUCAACAGGUGUUUCGUGUACUGAAAACUAUGCUGAGGAAAAAUGCCACCAUGAAUGGUAGCAGUAUUCUCACCAGGGGAAAUACCAUGUGUUUGCCAAUGUUUAUGGCUCAUAAACUUCAGCAAGUCAUUAACUCCAAGUGCAAGCAAAUAUUAAGAUUACUUUAUUUAAGGUUGUGUUCACUUGUGCAAUUACUUUCUGUCCCCUAAUAUCAGAAGACUGUAUUAUACAGGGCUACAGUUUCUACACUGUUUAUCCCUCCCCAAAGUCGGCACUUUAAUCUCAGUCAUUGUUUCAGUUGAAAUCCAACGUGCUGGAGUACAGAGAAAACACAAUAAAAGUGUAGUAAGUAAGUAUGACAUACAUCUCUUUAGAUUUACCUCCUGGUAGCUUUAGCUUUCCAUUCAUUUAAUUAUGCUCUGGAAGUCAUCCCACAAAGACAUUAAAACCUACUUGAAGUGAUCAAAGUCCACAAAAAUCAAAGUUUUGUCACCUUUAUUUUGUCAUCAAAGUAACAUUAUUGCCACGUGGUUAUGCUGUUUGGGGCUUUUUUAAAUUGCUCUUGGUUUUAUUGUUUCAUGUGGCUGCACCUGUCACUUUCACAAGCAAUACUGCAAACGUAGAUGUUGCUUGUUUGCAGCCUCUUUCUGUCCUGUGGGAUAAGGUGUCACUGUAAGUACAGAAAAUGAGAGGAGACAGAGAUUUACAUUAACAUCUCUAAAAUAACUAAAAAAGCAACAUAUUUUAGACCAAUGCUGCCUUUGCUCUGCAUGAUCUGUCUUUAAGGCAGCUCACAUUAAAUGCAGCCCUGCUUCUUUCCUUCAGAAAAUCGGUGUCAGGCCUUCUCAUUCAUUCAAGGUUAAUGUGUGGCCUUAAGCAGUUUGUUGCUUUCAGCUAUCUUGGAUAUUUGAGUUUCCCACCUGCACUUACUGAGCCCCCAAGGAGUUUUCAAAACCAUCCCCAUUUGCAACUGAAUUACCGUAAGACAAUAAUAUGUUGUUGUUGGCUAAUUUACCAAAUAGCCAAUAUCCCUCUCUCCAUGGAUAUGACUACUGUAAUGUGUAAAUCAUUUGAAGUUGCUGCACAAGUGCUACCCAGUGGUCAGCAGUCUUGUAGUAAACAGUUGUCAGGUGUUCAUUAUACAGUGAGAGAGCAUAUCAUUCCUUCAGUCUUCAUACAACUUUCCAAGGGGCAAGAAAGGUAAGUCAACCCAUACCAUCCAUUAACCAGUAUCUAAUUCU